AUGCCCGAACCCGACGCUGACCUCUCCGAACAACUAAAGCGCGCCCUCUGGCUGCACAUCGGCCGCCUCGUCGACGCACAAACUCUCGAGCUCGGCGUGAACGCCACACCGCAGUUCAUCGCCGCGCUGAUGGAAGCCACGUACGCGCAGAUCGUGAAUGCCGGGCGCGAUCUGGAAAGCUUUGCGCAGCAUGCCGGCCGGGAGCGCGUGCAGGUGCAGGAUGUGCUGUUGUUGGGCCGGCGGAAUGAGGGCUUGUUGGGCGUGCUGGAGGAGAAGGCUGAGGAGGUGAAGAGGGGGAAGGCGAAGGCGCAGGAGAAGGAAGGGCGGUGA
Molecule: messenger RNA, 330 nt
Organism: Cyphellophora europaea CBS 101466
Lineage: Eukaryota; Fungi; Ascomycota; Eurotiomycetes; Chaetothyriales; Cyphellophoraceae
Exons: 1
Coding region: 1-330 (109 amino acids)
Biological process (GO): resolution of meiotic recombination intermediates; replication fork processing
Cellular component (GO): Fanconi anaemia nuclear complex; FANCM-MHF complex
Molecular function (GO): protein heterodimerization activity; chromatin binding
Source: RefSeq, a predicted model, not a curated record